UCGGGCACAUAAUCGUACAGAGGGAGAUGUCCCAUUUUAUUCGGUUCCGGUCUGUUGUCUUAGUGCUUCCGGGUUGUCGCUUUUGCCGCCAUCUUGUCUGCGACGCGGAGAAGAAGCGGCUUCAGGAGAAAUGUGGGAUCAGGGUGGCCAGCCCUGGCCACAGUGGCCUUUGAGCCAGCAGCAGUGGAUGCAGUCCUUCCAGCACCAGCAGGACCCAGGCCAGGUGGACUGGGCAGCCCUAGCACAAGCCUGGAUAGCGCAGAAGGAGUCAGCGGGGCCCCCCGUGGAGCAGCCGAGCCAACAGCCCAACGGGCAGGACAUCCAGUCCCUGGAACCGGCCCCGAACAGCCAUGGCUCCUUCCAGGGCGACGCAGCCUUCAACCGAAUGUGGCAGCCAGAUUGGAAUAUGCAUGGCCCUCCCCCAGAGCAGGCAUGGCUCCCCCAGGGCCCAGGGCCCAUGGACGUGGUCACCCCCUCGGAGGACAGCAACAGCCAGGACAGCCUCGAGUUUGCGCCAGAUUCCCACCAGGGGGCGUUCCCACAGAACAGCCAUGGUUUCGGGGGCCAGACAGACAGCUUUUCCAUGACGCCCAUGCCUGUCAACCAGUUUGACUAUCAGCAUGGGGCUGCUGCCUUCGGCCCCCCUUCUACAGGGUUUCCUCCUCCAUACUGGCAGCAAGGGCCUCCCCAGAAUCGACGGGACCGGCCCCCAGGAUUCAGGGAGCGCCAGAGGUCCCCUCUCCAGAUGCCCAACAAGCAGGAGCCCCCAGCCUUGGACGCAGUGAAGCGUCGGAUCCUCCCCGCCUGGAUCCGCGAGGGUCUGGAGAAGAUGGACCGUGAGAAACAGAAAAGGCUGGAGAAGGAGAGGAUGGAGAAGCAGCGGGCGGAGAUGGCGAGAGAACAGAAGAAGGAGGAGGACGCAGCAGAUGAGGAAGGCGAUGGCCCUAGGCUUCCACGCAAGAGCAAGUUUGACAGUGACGAGGAAGAGGAGGAGGGGGGUGAAGAAGAGCAGGCCCCCACCAGAAAUCCAGAGCUCGUAAGGAGCAGUCCGUCCCCAUCCCACGAGGACCAGAGUGAACCGGAGAUGACGGAGGAGGAGAGAGAGUACCAGCUGAUACUUCUGACAAAGACUUUGCUGACGGAAGUGUUGCUGGAAGUGACCACUGAGGAAAUCUACCAGGUGGCCCGGGAUGCUCAUCGCAAGGCUACCAAAGCGCCUGCCAAACAGAUCGCACAGUCAAGUGCACUGGCUUCUCUGACCGGCCUCGGGGGUCUGGGUGAGUACGGCUCGGACGAGAGCGACGGCGAGCACAGCACCAAGGCUUCGGACUCCUCUGACACAGACGAGGAGGAGUUACGGCACCGCAUCCGUCAGAAGCAAGACGCCUUCCGGCGCCAGGAGAGGGCGCUGCAGCUGCAAGAGGAGAGGCGAGCGACUGAGGGCCCGCUUGCCCCAGAUGACCCAGCACUGGAUAGGGUGGGCCGAGAGCAGGCACAGUCGGAGAGCUUAGAUAGAGCAGCAGUCAGGGAGGCGGAGCCUGUCAGGGAGGCGGAGAGACGCAAGCCCCGUCCUGAGCAGGAGUCUAGUGAGGUCAGGCGGGCGGCGCCAGUGAGGGAGCAGGCGGGGCGUGGCGGGGUGAGCGGCAGCGCCUCCCCCAGCGACGCUCACAGCAGCACCUCGCACUCCAGCUCCAGUAGCUCCAGUAGCCGUUCCUCCUCCUCCUCCUCCUCCUCUUCCUCUCGCAGUUCAUCCCGCUCCUCCUCCCCAAGGAGGAAGAGGCGGCGCAGCCCCUCACCCUCCCGGCGGACGCGGCCACGCAGCCGCAGUCCGCGCAGACGCCCCAGCGAACGGGAAAAGGGCCGGGAGAGGAGGCGGGGCAGUAGAAACCGCAGUGCCGAGCGCUCCGGCCGCCGGGGGAACCGCAGCCGCUCCCGGGAGAGGAGGCCCAGCAGGGGGCGCAAGAGUAGGUCCAGGGAGAGGGCGAAAGGCAGCCGCAGUCGCAGCGAGGACCGGCGGCAGAGCCGGGAGCGCAGACGCAGCCGAAGUCGCAGCCGGCGCAAGCAGAAAGAGUCAAGCAAAGACAGGGACAAGAGGAGGGAGAGGAGCCGGAGUGGAGAGAAGGAGAAAAAGAAAAAGGAAAAGGAUGUAGAUAAGAAAGAGAGGUCCAAGCAGAGGGCGAAGGAGAAGGAGAGCGUAGUGCAGGAGGGCAGCAACGGCAGGGCUAAGCGCAGGAGAGAGAGCGAGCACACGGACUCCCACAAUGAGGCCUCCGGCAGGCCCGCCCGCUCGGACAAGAGCGGCAAGAAAGGCCCCAGCAAAAGUAGCAGGAAGUACUCGGACUCUGAGUCCAGCAGGAGCAGGUCACCCUCUCCUGAGGUUAGCAAGGAAAAGAAAUCUAAAAAGUCCAAACGCAGUCGCUCAAGGUCAACGGAAAAGUCGCACAAGUCUGGUAAGAAGGCGAGCCACAAACACAAGUCUAAGUCGCCAUCAAGGUCAAACUCUCCCGCCCGCCGCUGGCGCUGAGGAUCCUGAUAUGUGUACUUAUUUUAAAAUUCCAUGAGUUUUAAAGGCUUGUCUCAUUAUAGAGGCAACAGUGUAGGUGACUCUCCCGUGACCCCCACCCCUGUAAAUAUCUCAUUUUUAAUUCCUGUCUGCAGUGCAACACUCCCUCCAAAGCCUGAUCACAUCUGAGGACUUAGUCAGUAGAGCAUCCAAGUUGUAACGUUUUAUCACAAAAGGAAAAAAAAAAUCACACUGUAAAUUGUCCAAUAAAGCGAAUGAUUGUUGGUUUGGCUGUUGUGACUGUCCCUUUUUGUUCUGAAGCAUUUAAAAGUAACUCCCCAGCUCCCCCUAGAGGCCUGGCUGCCCUUCCUACCUGUUAGCUAGUUAGGGUUUUUUUUUAAGGAAAAAAAAACAUGUUUUUUAAGGUGAAUGUGGGCUGUCAGCACAUGCUGUGAUACACUGUAAAGUCUGUACAACUUCUAAUAAAAUAUCGAUCUGAA
Brienomyrus brachyistius is the source of this 3003-nucleotide messenger RNA. RefSeq names its product PNN-interacting serine/arginine-rich protein (gene pnisr). The transcript is spliced from 12 exons. The record is from RefSeq and is a predicted model, not a curated record. Gene Ontology annotation, molecular function: RNA binding. Lineage: Eukaryota; Metazoa; Chordata; Actinopteri; Osteoglossiformes; Mormyridae. Gene Ontology annotation, cellular component: presynaptic active zone; nuclear speck. The coding region runs from base 131 to 2524 and encodes 797 amino acids.